This is a messenger RNA of Strongylus vulgaris, 184 nucleotides long. The record is from the annotation of a GenBank genome assembly. Lineage: Eukaryota; Metazoa; Nematoda; Chromadorea; Rhabditida; Strongylidae.
GUGAGAAGGAAAUAGUGGGAACAUUGAUGGGCUUUGAUGAUUACGUAAAUAUGGUGUUGGAAGAUGUGGUUGAAUAUGAACAAACUCCGGAUGGUAAAAGAGUCACGAAACUAGAUACGAUUUUGUUAAAUGGAAACCACAUAACCAUGCUUGUUCCCGGUGGUGAAGGGCCAGAAGUUUAGCA